Molecule: messenger RNA, 1320 nt
Organism: Saprolegnia parasitica CBS 223.65
Lineage: Eukaryota; Oomycota; Saprolegniomycetes; Saprolegniales; Saprolegniaceae
Exons: 2
Coding region: 1-1320 (439 amino acids)
Source: RefSeq, a predicted model, not a curated record
AUGGACAACGGUAGCAUUCGCCAAGCCACGGUCUCGCCGACAGUCCUGCAGCUCGACCACGUCCUGACCGCCAUCGUCCAGUGCAUGGCUGCCACCAAGGACAUCAAGGCCUUCCUCGCUGCGCUCUCGGCCUUAGUACGUGGAAGCACGCAUCUGGCCGCGCUCCACGACCUUCUCCAAGCUCCGCAGCGCCAUGUUUGGCCAUCCAUGCUGGAGCCUCUGGAUGCGCUUUGGCCUCUGCUUAAUCUGAGUGAGAUCUCGCCUGCAGCGAUCAGUCUCGCGCGCGACGCGAUGCCAGUCUUUUCUUGGGUCAGCGUUGGUCCCAUCAUCAACGCAUGGCCACAUGAUCUCGACGCCGUCGAGUGGCUGCGUCUGUGGAGCACCAAGAUCACACACUACAAGCACAAUAUAAGUGACAUAGUUCAGGGCGACCCGCGCCUGUACGAUGUCCUGCGCCAGUGUACGAACCCCACGGACGUUGACGUGUACUGGUCGGCCGAUGCCGAUGCGAUUCUGGAGGUCGUCACGACGCCAGCGCACCGCGUCCGCUCACUCCAGGUCCAGCAUACGACUGCAGCCGCCUCGGUCGUCUUGGAUCGCUGGCUUGCGUCGGGCCACGCAGACCACUUGGACUUUACGUACUACUCGGACGAUGACGGCGGAGCGGUGGACGCAGCGCUUGUUCCGAUGCUUUUGAAGACCACCGUGCUCUCGAGUCUUGUACUGCGCCUCGACGAAAAUGAACUAUUCGCGCGGCUCGUCGUCGCCGCGCCUUUGUUCAUCCCGCUGGAAGAGCUGACAAUCAAGCGCGACUGGCUCGGUGGGACGCUGUCACCAGUGACGCUCCCCUCGACGCUUCGACGCAUCAUGUGGCGAGGCAUGUCGUGCUUCCCGGCGGCGUUGCAGGCACUGGCGACGAGCGUCUCCCACCUCGACGAGCUUACAUUGAUCGGUUGCCCACUUUUCCCGGCGGCCAUCAAGUUCUUGGUCGGUGCACUACCCGACUGGAUCCACCGUGGCGCCAAAAAGAUCACGUUCGUCGAUUGUGGCAUCGACGAUACGGCUGUCAUAGCGCUGGCAGCGGCUCUGCCCCGUACAACGAGCCGGCUUGGUACCAUCCUUACAAUCAAGGACAUUGCCGGAUUAUCCGUGCACAGCUACGUGGCCCUGGGCAAAGCACUCGCGUCGUGCCACGGUGUCUCGAUGCAGCUGCCUUUGCUUCAGACGUUCCAAACCGAGGCGGAAAGCCGUUCCAUCCAGUACCGCUUCGAUGCCGACUGCAUCGUGCUCGAGAGCCCCCUGCACAGUAGUUGGGUGUAG